Rattus norvegicus (Norway rat) is the source of this 939-nucleotide messenger RNA. RefSeq names its product olfactory receptor family 4 subfamily K member 42B (gene Or4k42b). The coding region runs from base 1 to 939 and encodes 312 amino acids. Gene Ontology annotation, biological process: signal transduction; G protein-coupled receptor signaling pathway; detection of chemical stimulus involved in sensory perception of smell. NCBI's taxonomy places the organism in Eukaryota, Metazoa, Chordata, Mammalia, Rodentia, Muridae. The record is from RefSeq and is marked reviewed. Gene Ontology annotation, cellular component: membrane; plasma membrane. Gene Ontology annotation, molecular function: G protein-coupled receptor activity; olfactory receptor activity. The transcript has a single exon.
AUGGAAGGAGGCAAUCAGACUGUGGUGUCAGAAUUUAUUUUCUGGGGACUUUCCCGCUCACAGAGGAUUGAGGUCUUACUAUUUGUGGUGUUUUUAAUGCUUUACCUACUCAUUGUUUCCGGAAAUAUUGUCAUUCUUGUUUUAAUCACCAAUGACCCCCAUCUUCAUUCUCCCAUGUACUUCCUAUUGGCCAAUCUGUCCUUUAUUGAUAUGUGGCUUUCCUCAGUCACCACUCCUAAGAUGAUCACAGACUUUCUCAGGGAACACAAGACUAUUUCCUUUGCAGGCUGCAUGUGUCAGGUCUUCUUUGCCCAUUGCAUUGCUGCAGGAGAGAUGGUGCUGUUGGUGGUGAUGGCUUAUGAUCGCUAUGUGGCCAUCUGCAAACCCCUCCAUUACUUCACCAUCAUGAACUUGAAGAGAUGCACUGGGUUGGUGUUGACUUCCUGGACAACUGGAUUUGUACAUGCUAUGAGCCACUUGACAGUCAUUGUGGAGCUGCCCUUUUGUGGACCUAAGGAAAUAGACAGCUUUUUCUGUGACAUGCCAUUGGUAAUCAAGCUAGCUUGCAUGGAAUCAUGUGACCUGGAUAUUCUAAUGAAUGCUGACUGUGGACUUGUAGCUGUAACCUGCUUUAUUCUGUUGCUUAUUUCCUACACAUAUAUCCUUAUCACUGUAUGUCAGAGCUCUAAAGCUGGGGCAUCUAAGGCGUUGAACACAUGCACUGCCCACAUCACUGUGGUGUUGAUAUUUUUUGUGCCCUGCAUCUUCAUUUAUGUGUGGCCUCUCAAUAUCACCUGGUUGGACAAAUUUCUUGCUGUGUUUUACUCUGUUUUCACUCCUCUCCUAAACCCAGCCAUUUAUACACUGAGAAAUAAAGAGAUGAAAAAUGCUAUGAAAAGAUUUAUAAGCAACUACCUUGGCCACAAAAGAAAUUUCUAG